Messenger RNA from Hypomesus transpacificus, 1861 nucleotides. Its product is annotated as transcription factor PU.1. Gene Ontology annotation, molecular function: DNA-binding transcription factor activity, RNA polymerase II-specific; sequence-specific DNA binding. The record is from RefSeq and is a predicted model, not a curated record. Gene Ontology annotation, cellular component: nucleus. The coding region runs from base 123 to 959 and encodes 278 amino acids. Gene Ontology annotation, biological process: regulation of transcription by RNA polymerase II; cell differentiation. The transcript is spliced from 6 exons. NCBI's taxonomy places the organism in Eukaryota, Metazoa, Chordata, Actinopteri, Osmeriformes, Osmeridae.
AUUCAGGUGUGCUUGCACCUUCCCCUUCACAUCUCUCUGUCCUUCAACUUGCUCUCUGACGGAUACUAGCCAUAUACAGACUUCAACACUACAUCUUUCUGAUUCAACCAGAUUGCAGAAGGAUGCUGGCGACUCUUGAGACAAUGGCAUACAUGCCUGAGCUGGGCCUUAGCGGAGAGCAUGAGGGCUGGGGCGGUCAUUCCACGGCCGAAGUGGAUCUGGAGGUGAUCGAGGAGUACCUGCAGGAGCACUCCCUGGAAGUGCUGCCGCUACGCAGGCCAGCCACCCCACCUGCCACCCCCACUCAGCCCACACUCACACACCCACACUCACACCCGGAGACCACAAUCAUAGAGAACAGUUGGUCAGGCCAACAUGCAUAUGAGUGGAACUACGGCUCUCAGACACCACAUGAAGAGUAUGAGGAGCAGGCUCCCUCCCAGAUGUGGCCCAGCCCUCACAACAACCACUGGGAUCACAGUGCAUAUUCCUAUGAGACAGCUACCUGCAGUGACUCAGACUCCCAGUCCAGCAGUUCCCAGUAUCCAGACUACCCCUACAGCCCCUCCCCACCAUCGGAGCGGAGAAGUAGGGAGACCAGUGAGACACUGCCCCUCACCCCGCUUUCAGGAAAAAGAAAGGAGCGCUUGUUCCAGUUCCUGUUUGAAAUGCUGGAAACCCCAUCCAUGCGCAGCUGUAUCUGGUGGGUCCAGUCCUCAUCUGGAACCUUCCAGUUUUCCUCCCAGAACAAGGAACGUCUGGCCCAGCUCUGGGGCCACCGCAAGGGAAACCGCAAAACCAUGACCUACCAGAAGAUGGCGAGAGCCCUGAGGAACUACUCAUGCACCGGCGAAAUCUGUAAAGUCAAAAGAAAACUGACCUACAAGUUUGACGAGAGAACGUUACGAGGGCUGCAGGGGAACAAACACACACACAUGGGGACACACAGACUAGAAUAAACACACUAAGCCCCCACACACAAAAUGAUACACAUUCUAGACCACACACACAAAUACAAACUGAGAAUGAACAUGCCUUUUUAGAGCAGCUCUAUAGAAUAGAUUCUUAAUCAAUCCACUGGUACCUUAACAGCCUUUUCUAGGCUUUUCCUUGAUUUCAUUGUUUUAAUAACAUAUUGACUUGGUUUCAUUGUUUAUUGUAUGGCAACAAUUACACAUUCUGUUGUAAUGCCACUAAAUUAAGCAGAGUUGGAUGGAAAAGAAAUCCUGUGGAUUUCAAUUAUCAUGUUGAAAGCUUUUAACAUGCACCUCUAUUGACUUAUAGAGAAUGUUAAUGUGCUAACCCAUCAAGGAAAAAACUGAUGAAUACUGAGUAUUUGAAAUAGCAGGAGAGAAGUCAUUAAACACAAAAAGAUUAUGAGAAUGUGCCAUUGAUGUGCAGAAAUAAGGAUAAGAAAAGAAUAGUAUGUGACUAUGAGAGUACAGUAUUGAUAUUCAUGUUCAAUAUUGACCAUUCCAGUCUGUUGUUGGUAGAUUUGAAAGACAUCUUGUAUAAGCUUGAUGGAUACAUCUUGUCUUUAGCUGGGCUCAGCUGAGAGACUUUGGAUAUUACUCAGCGUACACCUAUCCACAUUUUCAGCAAAAAUCCUGCCAAAUGGUUAGGUCCUUUGAGGCUAUGGACGUCAAGCUGUGGUGAUACGAAGGGAGAAGGCUUUGAACAUUUGUAAAUCUGAGGAUUGUCUGUAUACAAACCAGCUACUUUAUAAGUAGAUUGAAUGAUUCAUGGAACACGAUGAUUUUGCAAUGAAGAAUAGCUUAGUUUUUUUCAACAUUUUGUAAAAGUCUGUGAAUUUUUUUUUUUUCUCCAAUCUGUUUUAUAUGAUCGAAUAAAUAUGAACUUA